CGUCUGUACCUCUAUUCCUGCUCCACUAGCCCAAUCAUGGACCUCGCAGCGAGGUGUGCGUUCCUGCUCUCCAGCUUCGCCGUGCUCGCAGCGCUCGAUUUGGACGCGAUUGAUCCCGGCUACUAUGUGGAGACCAGCAGCCCAUCAGAUGUGAUCGACUACAAAGAUCCCUGCAAAGCUGUUGCUUAUCUCGGGGACAUUGCACUGGAUGAGGAAGAUAUGCGCAUGUUUAAAGUGGACCGCAUUGUGAAUUUAGCUGAGAGAACGGUCACAAUUCUGAAUCACACAGAUGCGGGUUCACUUUCCAAUGAGACGAAUACAAACAAUACAGUGUCCAGUCGGGGCUCCUAUCGCAGGAAGAGGGCAGCGACGUCCAGACCUGAGAGGGUGUGGCCCGAGGGCGUCAUUCCUUACGUCAUCAGCGGAAACUUCAGUGGAAGCCAGAGAGCCAUAUUCAGACAGGCCAUGAGACACUGGGAAAAACAUACAUGUGUGACGUUCAUUGAGAGAACAGUAGAGGAGAGCUACAUCGUCUUCACCUACCGGCCGUGUGGGUGCUGUUCGUAUGUGGGCCGGAGAGGAGGGGGUCCGCAGGCCAUAUCCAUCGGGAAGAACUGUGAUAAGUUUGGGAUUGUGGUGCAUGAGCUCGGUCACGUGAUCGGAUUCUGGCACGAGCACACGCGACCCGACAGAGACGAUCAUGUCAGUAUCAUACGGGACAACAUUCAGCCAGGACAGGAGUACAACUUCCUGAAGAUGGAGCCUGGUGAGGUGGACUCACUCGGAGAGGUCUAUGACUUUGACAGCAUCAUGCACUAUGCAAGAAACACUUUUUCUAGAGGGAUAUUUUUGGACACCAUUCUGCCCCGAUAUGAUGUGAACGGAGUUCGGCCGCCCAUCGGUCAGAGGACCAGAUUGAGCAAAGGAGAUAUCGCACAGGCACGCAAACUUUACAAGUGUCCAAGAUGUGGAGAUAGUUUGCAGGAGAGCAGUGGGAACCUCUCUUCUCCUGGUUUUCCAAAUGGUUAUUCAGCAUAUAUGCACUGCAUAUGGAGAAUUUCAGUCACACCAGGAGAAAAGAUCAUUCUGAACUUUACAUCUAUGGAUUUAUACCGGAGUCAUUUGUGCUGGUAUGAUCAUGUGGAGAUCAGAGAUGGAUAUUGGAGGAAAGCACCAUUGAAAGGUCGAUUUUGUGGGGAUAAAUUACCUGAGCCAAUCAUCUCUACAGACAGUCGCCUGUGGAUUGAGUUUCGCAGUAGCAGCAACUGGGUGGGAAAAGGCUUCUCUGCUGUUUAUGAAGCUAUUUGCGGUGGGGAAGUGAAGAAAGACAAUGGUCAAAUUCAGUCUCCGAAUUACCCAGAUGACUACAGACCUAACAAAGUGUGUGUGUGGAAGGUCACUGUGGCUCAGGGUUACCAUGUAGGCCUUACCUUCCAGUCUUUUGAGAUCGAGAGGCACGAUAACUGCGCGUACGACUACCUGGAGGUUCGAGAUGGGAACUCAGAAAGCAGCCCACUGUUGGGCAGAUUCUGUGGUUAUGAUAAACCUGAUGAUAUUAAAUCCAGUUCCAACCAGCUCUGGAUGAAGUUUGUGUCUGACGGUUCUGUCAACAAGGCUGGAUUCGCUGCAAAUUUCUUCAAAGAAAUGGAUGAGUGCUCCAGACCCGACAACGGUCGCUGUGAACAGCGCUGUGUCAACACACUCGGUAGUUACAAGUGCGCCUGUGACCCUGGGUACGAACUGGCGGCGGACAAACGGAGUUGCGAAGCUGCCUGUGGUGGUUUCAUCACCAAGCUGAAUGGGUCCAUCACCAGUCCAGGCUGGCCCAAAGAGUAUCCGCCCAACAAGAACUGCAUCUGGCAGCUGGUGGCGCCCACGCAGUACCGCAUCACGCUACUCUUCGACGUCUUUGAGACUGAGGGGAACGAUGUGUGCAAGUAUGACUUUGUUGAGGUGAGGAGCGGUCUGUCUGCUGACUCCAGGCUGCAUGGGAAAUUCUGCGGAGCUGAGAAACCGGAGGCCAUCACCUCUCAGUACAACAACAUGCGCAUUGAAUUUAAAUCUGACAACACCGUCUCUAAAAAAGGCUUUAAGGCACAGUUCUUCUCAGAUAAAGACGAGUGCUCUAAGGAGAACGGCGGAUGUCAGCAUGAAUGUGUGAACACCUUUGGCAGCUACAGUUGUCAGUGCAGAAGUGGCUUCGUUCUGCAUGAAAACAAACAUGACUGCAAGGAAGCCGGCUGUGAUCACGUUGUGAACAGCGUGAGCGGGACCAUCACCAGCCCCAACUGGCCAGAUAAAUACCCCAGUAAGAAGGCCUGCACCUGGGCUCUCUCCACCACCCCAGGACAUCGGAUCAAAAUAGCUUUCAAUGAAAUCGACAUGGAGCCUCACCUGGAAUGUGCUUAUGACCACAUUGAGAUUUACGACGGUCGGGAUGGGAAGGCACCCAGCCUCGGACGAUACUGCGGCACCAAGAAACCUCAACCGAUCAUAUCCACUGGCAACAAGAUGUUCAUCCGCUUCUUCUCUGAUAACUCAGUGCAGAAGAAAGGCUUCGAGGCUUCCCAUACUGCAGAGUGCGGAGGCCGUCUGAAAGCAGAGGUAAAAACUAAAGACCUCUACUCUCAUGCCCAGUUUGGUGAUAAUAACUACCCCGGGGCGUCAGACUGUCAGUGGGUGAUCACAGCAGAGAAGGGCUACGGCGUGGAGCUCAUCUUCCAGACCUUCGAAAUCGAGGAGGAGGCCGACUGUGGCUAUGAUUACAUGGAGCUGUUUGAUGGGGCAGACACCAAAUCACCCAGACUAGGCCGCUACUGUGGAUCCGGGCCUCCAGAAGAGAUCUACUCCGCCGGGGACUCAAUUGUCAUCAAAUUCCGCUCAGACGACACCAUCAACAAGAAGGGCUUCCACGUGCGUUACACCAGCACCAAGUUCCAGGACACACUCCACUCCCGUAAAAAAGUGACCCCUAGUGGCCGGGAGGGGCCGUGCAGGGCCUAGGGGGAAGCGAAAGGGCCCCAGAGGGAGGGUCUCGCCCAUCGCUCGGAGCCCCCCGGCCACCAAGAACACCCGACGGACCAGCCGCAAGAACGCCAACCGCACCUCAGUAGUUCACAGGGGUUCUGGCAUCCCCUACUGACUGUGAGGAGUAAAGCCAUUCCGCAGUAGACCUUGUUUUUACCUUUUUUUUAAUUAUUACGUUUGGGGCAAGAUGUGGAGGGGAGGGGGGUGGAAUGUAUUCACUUGCUGGAUACCAAUAUAGGGCCGAAAUCGAAAAGGGGAGGGUGGGAAGGGUGGGAAGGGUGGGCGUAGCUGAUCGGAUACUGGAACCCCCCCCUUUUUCCACCUUUCAUGAGCCGAGAGUGCGUUGAAAAACAAAUACACUGAGGAACUCCUGCAGGAGAACCGAGCAAACUCAACAAACCAGUCAUCUGUGCAACAGUGGGAUAGAGGAAGUGAGAAAUGAGUGAAGCAGGGGCAUUCAGGAACAGAGUUCCUUGCAUGCUUUCCAACCUUGAAAUGUGAGAUUUACCGCUCCACUGUGGAGAAACCGUCUCUUCUUGACAUUAUUGGCAUUGCUUGUUCAUAAAGAGUCUCAUUGGCCAUUGUGGGCUGGUUUUCUCUGUCGUUACUUGAGCAAAUGACACUGUAUGUCAAAGAGAUGCAUGUGGUACAGCUAGAAGGAAAUGUGGACGUAAUGGCACCAGCAUUUGUAAUAACUCGUUCUUUUCUGGCCAGUAGUCCAAACGGUUCCCUGCCCGAAAUUAUCACUCUCCAGGAGGUUUUCCAGAAUCAGUUAUCAUAUUAAAAGACUAAUAAACAAAAUGUGGCCCAUGUCUGAUGGCUGUUAAUUGCUCUUGCAUAAAAACAGGAUGGUAUGGUGGAAAAUGUUAGAUUAAGCACACACUUUUUUUCAAGGUCUUGAUAAUGUGGUGCUGUCCUCGUAACACUCUGUGCUUGGCCAAUCAUGAACAAAUUAGACAAAAUUGCAUGAAAAUUGGUGGGCCCUCUUGUGUCCUGAUAUCCCACCGCUGUUUUCUUUUAUCCUGUUUUCCCUCUUUUUCAGGCUUUUUCCUCACAGUCCAUGACCAAAAGUCUAGCAUCAUAGUUUGAUAGCUGUGUAUAUGGACCUUAAUCAGGGUAGACAUGUAAAAAAUGACUUUCUUUCUUCUGCGAAACACAAAAGAAGCCAUUUGGAAGAACAUUUUUGUCCAUACAAUAAAUGCCACUGGGGUCCAACACAACAUAAUGUUGGACCCCACUGAGUUUUGUUGAAUGGACAACAAAAUAAACCCUCAAACGUUCUUCAAGAUGUCUUUUUUGUUGUGCAAAAGAAAGAAAGGGUUUGUAAUGACAUGAGGGUGAGUAAAUGAUGGCAGAACUGUAGGACCUAAAACCUUGUUUUCAUUCACGUCAGAUUACAUACGGCGUCUACUCUGACUGAGGUCCAUUUUCUGCGCGCCCAAUACGGUUUUGAGUUAAAACCUGAAAAGUACUGUCCUUUUUAGCAAUCCUCAGAUGCCCUAUUCUUAGGUAGAUCUUGCUCUUACACCGUUAGCUAUGGGAAAAGUGUUAAAACUGUGUAAAAUGUUCGUUUGUACCAAUAACGUACCUCAGCGUGUGGGAGAGUGGUGGGAUGGUGCUAUUUCAAAUGAGCCCUGCGCCCUAGUAAUUUCAGCCACUUGAAACCGCUCUUUCUCCAUUGAUGUCCAAAGUCAGUUGGGAAAAGAGCAUGUUUGAUGUCAAAUCUGUGUGGAACAGUGCUGAAUAGUGUGAUCUCCAGGGUUGAUCAUUUGAUCUGAAGUGUUAGCGCACUCCAUUUCCAAGAUCAUCCCUGUGAAGUACGCGGUCCGCAUCGCUGCUCCCUACCUCUCUCUCAUGCUUUCUGUCUCCUGCAGAACUCCUUCAAAGGCUGUUGACUUGGUCUCCUCUGUUUCAACCGCUCUUUUCAUCAUACAAUAUCAUUUCACACCUGUUUGCCUUUGUGGAUUUACCUAAAGCUCUUUUAAAUCUCAGGUUCAGGAUAUCUGAUUGUUGUUACCCAACCAUUUCAAGACGACACUAGAUUUUAAUCGCCGCAGGACUUGGCGACUGUUUGACUUGGAUGUGUGAAAUCCAGGAAGGCAAAUGAUAAGGAUUCCGGGAGAGAUUUUGGGGGUUUAUAAGGUUUUAGACGUUUCUGCAAUGCCUUCCAUCUGAACUUUGAAUCGGUUCAACUCAAGCCACGUGUGCUGUGACCAAACAAGUUGCUCGAUAUACGUUCUCGCACACUUACGAUCGACUAACUUCUAUCCUAGUUCUUCAAAUGGAUUUGAUUUUGUGUGUCUAAGAUACCCAAUUUAGCAUCUCUGUAUUUGAAUAUGCUUCCUAGCAUAGCUUUUUAGAGUAGUGGAGCACUUGUACAUUUUGCUAAUCGAAGCACAUCCUCCUAAGCAUUAUUAAUGUUUUUAAUGCCCAUGUUAUUUCUUGUUAGAAAUAGAGUGUUUUUGUGGGCGAACGCGGGCUUCAAAUGAUCUGUUUUAGCACAUUUCUGAAAUGUUACCUCAGCAUAAUAGUGUAUGCUUGAUUUAUUCACCCUGACCGGCCUUCCCACACAAGACUUGGUACAUGUUUAUGCAUUUUAUCAUAUGUAUGUAUGUAAAUAUGUAUUAAUGUAUUCAAAGUACACUAAACCAUAGAUAACUUGAUGAGAACUUAGGCUAUGUGUAAUUGCAGACAAAAGAUGCAAUUUAUUUAUAUUGUAUAGCUAAUUUUCACCUAUGUAUUGCACAUAGUGUUAACAAGUGCAUCAAUUUCAUAAAAUGUUAUUUUCAUUUUGAAA
Molecule: messenger RNA, 5824 nt
Organism: Labeo rohita (rohu)
Lineage: Eukaryota; Metazoa; Chordata; Actinopteri; Cypriniformes; Cyprinidae
Gene: bmp1a
Product: bone morphogenetic protein 1a
Exons: 20
Coding region: 37-3003 (988 amino acids)
Biological process (GO): proteolysis
Molecular function (GO): calcium ion binding; serine-type endopeptidase activity; metalloendopeptidase activity
Source: RefSeq, a predicted model, not a curated record